Molecule: messenger RNA, 4031 nt
Organism: Mirounga angustirostris (Northern elephant seal)
Lineage: Eukaryota; Metazoa; Chordata; Mammalia; Carnivora; Phocidae
Gene: KAZALD1
Product: Kazal type serine peptidase inhibitor domain 1
Exons: 5
Coding region: 1432-2340 (302 amino acids)
Biological process (GO): regulation of signal transduction; regulation of cell growth
Cellular component (GO): extracellular region; interstitial matrix
Molecular function (GO): insulin-like growth factor binding
Source: RefSeq, a predicted model, not a curated record
GAAGUUCGCUCCCUGUCCUUGAGUCUUGGAGGCCAGGGGGACUGUGUGUAUCUGCUUUCGCCCACCUCGUCAGAGUUCCCCCGGCCAGGAGUGACGUGCACGCGGCUAGGGGACCCCUAAGUGAAAGGGCUUGGCAGAGUUCAGGUCCGGAGGGAGAGUCCUGGACCGCAUCCGGGAGUUUCGACUCUCCAGCCCUCCAAUACGCAUGCGGAGCCGAUCCCCCUGGGCGGUCUGGAGGCCGUCGCCCGCCCUCAACUUCGCGACUGGUCAGGAGGCCCAGGUCCAGGCCGCUAGGCCGGGGGCCAGGUCCUUCUAGGACGAAACUGACUAAAUACCGUCACCUCCCCGGCUGCAAAGCUCAGUUUCCGCCCCCUGCAAACUGGACUGCAACGCGGCUUCUGUAAGCCGCUUGGGGCAGGCUAGGGCGGGGCCUGGCAGACCCCCGGUAAGGCGGGCGGGCGGGCCUCCGGGAAUGCUCUCCUCCCCGCCCCCAAACCAAAGUGCCACGGUGGCGCUGGUGGCGGCCGCGAGACCCAAUGCCUCCGGCCCUGCCGGCCUUGCAAAUGUAACCCGUAAUCCCAACCCGGAGCGAGGUCGGCGGGGGAGGCGUCCCGCCCACCUCUCCCUGCGGCUGCUGGUCAGCUGGGACCUCUAUAAUCACUCGGCUCACCCGCUCACCCGCGGGCUGAAGCACCUGCCGGAUGUGGGGAGGGAGGAGGAGGCCAGUUGUGGGGUGGCAGAUGUAAGCGCCAAGUCUCUGGUCAGCGUCUUGGUAGGGAAGCUGGGUGGACAAGUCUGCAGUAGCCCCGGGGAAGCCGGCCCUGGGCUGCGGGGAGACUACGUUGGUUGGCCCUGCCCUCCAGGAGCACCCGGCUUGGCACCAGAGCUCUUACCGCCUCCCCAUUAUGCAGCUGCUCUGGCAGAGCCCAGGGACUGUAAAGUCCGAUGGAACAAGACCUCGACCUUCACUCAACUCUUCCAGCUUCCCAGCCACCCCCAUAUCCCCUACUCCCAACCCCCAUCCCACCCUGUCCCUUGUCUUCUCCCAGCCUCGGUGCCCGGUUACGGCUUCUCACUUCUCACUUCUCACUGUGACUUUGGCCCAGCCAGGGGAAGUGGCUCAGGAGGGUCCCGCGCGGCUGCAUAAAAUUGGCAGCUUCAGAACUGGAGGGAGGGGGUUGUGUGCGACGUCGAGAGGCGGGGAGAGGGGCGGAGGAGUUGCUCUCUGAGUCCAAGUCCGUGGGCUCUCUCAGAGAUCCUCAAGCCGGAGCAGAGGUGGCUGGCAGGCCCAGCCGAUUGUUGGCCUCUGUUUUCUUUCCACCGCCUGCUUCUUCCGACCGGAGACAUAGCUGCUCUGAAGGGCUUAGUCCUGACACUAGGGUGCCACGAUCGCGCUGAUGCCCGGAGUGCUCGCAGGGCUUCCAGCUAACCAUGCCACAGCCGCCCGCCGCUGCCCUGGCGCUGCCCUCGCUGCUGCUGCUGCUGCUGGUGCGGACGCCGCCUCCGACAGGCGCGCCGCGGUCCCCAGGCCCCGAUUACCUGCGGCGCGGCUGGCUGCGGCUGCUGGCGGAGGGCGAGGGCUGCGCUCCCUGCCGGCCAGAAGAGUGCGCCGAGCCGUGGGGCUGCCUGGCCGGCCGGGUGCGCGACGCGUGCGGCUGCUGUUGGGAGUGCGCCAACCUCGAGGGCCAGCUCUGCGACCUGGACCCCAGCGCGCACUUCUACGGGCGCUGCGGCGAGCAGCUUGAGUGCCGGUUGGACGCGGGCGGCGACCUGAGCCGCGGAGAGGUGCCGGAGCCUCUGUGUGCCUGCCGCUCGCAGCGCCCGGUCUGCGGAUCGGACGGCCGCACCUACGCGCAGAUCUGCCGCCUCCAGGAGGCGGCCCGCGCUCGGCCCGACGCCAACCUCACGGUGGCGCACCCGGGGCCCUGCGAAUCGGAGCCCCAGAUCGUGUUGCACCCCUAUGACAUUUGGAACGUGACGGGGCAGGACGUGAUCUUUGGCUGUGAGGUGUUUGCCUACCCCAUGGCAUCCAUCGAGUGGAGGAAGGACGGCUUGGACAUUCAGCUACCAGGGGAUGAUCCCCACAUCUCAGUGCAGUUCAGGGGUGGACCCCAGAGGUUUGAGGUGACAGGCUGGCUGCAGAUCCAGGCUGUGCGUCCCAGCGAUGAAGGUAUCUACCGCUGCCUGGCCCGCAAUGCUCUGGGCCAGGUCGAGGCCCCAGCUAGCCUGACAGUGCUCACACCAGACCAGCUGAACUCCACAGGCAUCCCGCAGCUGCCAUCCCUGCAUCUGGUUCCUGAGGAGGAGGCUGAGAGUGAAGAGGGCGAGGAUUACUACUAGGUCUGCAGCCCUGGCCUAUGGGGGUGGGUGAGUGGGGAUAGUAGUCAUCCCUGCUCUUGAAAAGACCUAAAAGGGGGAGCAGGGCCCUUUCAUUGCUUUAAUGCCCUUAAUAGGAGAGACGUGGUGGUAAGUAGGGAGACAAAAGUUGGUAGAGGGUAAGGAGAGAGGCAGAGGCUAGGGGAAGUGGGAAGCAAAGGGGCCCAUGGAGGAGAUGCCCUGGCUGGGACAGUCUCCAACGUGGAGCAACCAGGCAGAAGACAGCAGCUGCCUGCUGGACCCUAGGCUGGGUGGGAGUGUGCGGGGGUGGGGGUGAGGGGGUGGAGUGCAGAGCAGACACAAAGAGGCGGCUGGGAUCCUCCACUUUCCUGCCAGUCUUCCCUCCAGCCCUGCUCAGCCAGUCUUCCGAUCUACCCUUUGCCACAACUCCUGCUGUGAUUUUUCUAGUCCCUCACCUUUGCCUAGCCUCAGUUUACCCUCCUCGAAGCUCACCUAGAAAUUCCUCCACUCACCUAAGUUCCAGUUGUACUUACUAACUGCAGUCCUCUUUGCUGUUGGCAUUUGUUGUCUGGAAAAACAUAAUGGAGCAUGGUUUAGGUCAGUGCAGUAAGAUGGGCAUUUGGUCAUGUCUAACUUCUGUCCUUCUGAAAAAUUUGAGGCCAGGACUGUUUUUUAUAUUGGACAGUUCCUAGAACAGGACUAGGCACAGUUGGUAUGCAAUAAAGAUUUCUGAACAAACAGACACAGAUGCACAGGUGGUUCAUGCAGGUGUGCACAUGAAGACCACAUUUCCCUGGGAGGCUUUCCAUGGUAGAAGGGCAUUGGUUUCCAGAAGCUGUAGGUCCUGCCCCUAAGCACAUGCCUGCCAGAUGUACGGAGAGGAAGUUUGAGCUGGGGCCUACCCUGCCCUUUAGGGAGGAAGUCUGAAGCCAUCUGUUUGGAGGGAGGGUAUUCUCCCGGUCUGCACUCCAUCGGGGCUGGACUAGAGUUAGAUUGCCUGCCCCUGCAGGUGGGGAACCAGGUCGGUGUGGGUAGGGUCCCAGUGUAAAAGCACAAACUGGAUGAAGGAGGGGAGAAGCUUGGCCACGAGUAUGGGCUGCACCCUAGGAUUCCCUUAGGAAUCCACCCAUUUUCUUGCUGAACCCAAAGUCAGGUAAGCCUGUUUCCUUAUCUGCCAACUGUGAGUUGUCCUCUCUGGCUGGGGGUCACUGCCGGAGCUGCAGUUCCUGGCUCCCCACACCUCUCUCCACGCUCGCUGUACCUAGCCUACUGGGUGAAGCCCAGUGUUUAUUGACUGAGUGAAGCAGAAAAUGAAAACUUAAGUUCGGGAGGCCAAGAUCUUGUGUGUGGAUGGCGACAGUCUCCUACGCGGAGACCGCCCAGAGUCUGGCGCCACGGCAGGAGAGAUUGCAGUUGGCUCAGUUGUCUGAGCUUGUCCUCUGGGGCCCAAGGCAGGGAGCCCCGGCUCUUGGGAGGGGAGUGGUCCGGAAUCCCCACCCGAGGGCUUGGCCGCCUCUCCCGCGGGACCGUAGGGCUCCUCCAGAGGCUAAGCCAGAGGACAGCUCUGGUUGACUAGUCCUGUCUAGAGCCCGGCGGCCCCAAGACCUGCGCUCGGCAGCUGGAGCGGGUUCGAUACUUGGGGUGAAUUCCAAGACGACCGCGGAAGCGGAGUAGGGAUGUGAGCGGUGUGCCAG